This is a messenger RNA of Penicillium bovifimosum, 336 nucleotides long. RefSeq lists its product as uncharacterized. The record is from RefSeq and is a predicted model, not a curated record. The transcript is spliced from 2 exons. The coding region runs from base 1 to 336 and encodes 111 amino acids. Lineage: Eukaryota; Fungi; Ascomycota; Eurotiomycetes; Eurotiales; Aspergillaceae.
AUGCAGAACCCGCAGAUUGGCGGUAUCUGGAUUAUCCAUUUGUGCGCAGCUCCUAAUAAAGAAACUGAAGAAUUCCAGUCAUCGAAAACUGACUGGGAUACGGUCUCAGACAUCGCUCGUCGGCAACUGGACAUACUUGGGAAAGAGUCCAACAACAACUGCAACAACCACGUGGUUGAUAAAUACCAAAACCGACUGAAAUACCUGGGGUGGAUUGGAGACAAUAGUUUAAAAGCAGCGAAGCUCACGAAAAAUGCUGAAGAUACACCUGAUAGUGCGGCAACUACAAGUAUUUCGACACGGAAACCUACUUCAGGCCACGAGCAGAAGGAAUGA